Tribolium madens (black flour beetle) is the source of this 2118-nucleotide messenger RNA. RefSeq names its product beta-glucuronidase-like. Bases 167 to 2089 code for a protein of 640 amino acids. The transcript is spliced from 6 exons. Lineage: Eukaryota; Metazoa; Arthropoda; Insecta; Coleoptera; Tenebrionidae. The record is from RefSeq and is a predicted model, not a curated record. Gene Ontology annotation, biological process: carbohydrate metabolic process; glucuronoside catabolic process. Gene Ontology annotation, molecular function: beta-glucuronidase activity; carbohydrate binding.
AUGUUCCGUGACUUUGGCGCGAAUAUAAAUAAGCUUGGUGUACGAUUAGAAAGGCAUUUUAAGCACAUGUGUACUGGCUAGAAGAUCAGGUGUUUAGUGCGGCUUGGACUUAAUUACCGUUCUGUGGACUACUGUGCUAUUGUGCCCGAAUUUGAGAGACCACGAAAUGGCCACCAAACUCCUCAUUCUCUCCCUCCUCAUCCACGUCAAAUCCGAAAUCCACCAGGGCGGCAUCCUCUACCCCCGUCCCUCCGAAACCCGACAAGUGGUCUCUUUAGACGGCCUUUGGAACUUUGUGGUACCAAAACCCAACAACCCUCUACAAGGCUUCGACGAGCACUGGUACAAAAAAAAUCUCAAAGAUUUAGACACCGAAGUCUACAUAAUGCCAGUACCAAGUAGCUACAACGACAUAACCACCAACUGGAAAAUUCGGGACCAUGUGGGACUGGUUUGGUACGAUCGCAAAUUUUUCGUACCAAAAUCUUGGUACCAAAUCGGGAGAGUUUGGUUAAGGUUUGGGUCAGUUUCGUAUGCUUCUCAAGUGUGGAUCAAUGGCCAACUGGUGAUGAGCCACGAAAUCGGUCAUUUGCCAUUUCUGGCCGAAGUUACAAACUUUCUCAAAUAUGGGAAAGAAAACUUGAUUACUGUAGCUUGUGACAACACACUUUUAUCGGAUACAGUGCCUCAAGGCAAAGUCGAGGAAAUCGAAAGUGGGAGAUUAGUACAAAGUUACUCUUUCGAUUUUUUCAAUUAUGCGGGAAUUGACCGUCCUGUAACCCUCUACACCACACCAAAGAAUUACAUUGAUGACAUUACAAUUAUUACGGACGUAGACGGCGAUGUUGGUUUUGUAGAUUACAAAAUAAAUUACUUUAGUGAGGUUAAUGUAACGUCCAGAGUGACUCUUAUUGACAAAAAAGGGACAAUCGUGGCCACUAGUGACGACUAUGGUGAGCCUUAUGGCAUUAUGGAAGUCCCAAAAGCCAACCUUUGGUGGCCUUAUCUAAUGGACCCAAACCCGGGUUAUUUGUACACGCUUCAAGUCGAGCUUUUGAGCGAGUAUGGCGACCUGAUCGAUAAGUACUCACAACCGAUUGGUAUUCGGUCAAUUUCGUGGACAAACACAUCGCUUUUGAUCAAUAACCAGCCCGUAUAUUUGCACGGGUUUGGCCGCCAUGAGGACGCGGAUAUAAGAGGCCGAGGUUUGGACUUGCCUUUGAUCAUAAGGGACUACAAUUUGAUCAAGUGGAUUGGUGCAAAUGCGUAUAGGACGUCCCAUUAUCCCUACGCUGAGGAAAUUAUGGACUUGGCCGAUGAAUUGGGGAUUAUGAUCAUUGAUGAGUGUCCUAGUGUCAAUACUGAACUAUUUUUCGAUUCGUUGCUAGUCAAACACAAAAAUUCGAUCACGGAAUUGAUCAAAAGGGACAAAAAUCGGCCGAGUGUGAUCAUGUGGUCGGCCGCGAAUGAGCCAAGGACGCAAUACCUCCUCGCCAAAAACUACUUCAAGGAAGUUAUCGAUCAUAUCAAAAGUAUGGACGUCACGAGGCCUACUACGAUCGUGGAAGCUCAACCAGUCAACAGCGUUUAUUCGUCAGAAUUCGUCGAUAUUGUUAGUUUUAAUCGCUACAACGGUUGGUAUUCAAACGGCGGUAAUUUGGACGUGAUUCCCUUCAAUGUUGUCUCUGAAGCCACCGCUUGGCACGAGAAAUUCAACAAACCCGUAAUAAUGCAAGAAUACGGCGGAGAUACCCUCGAAGGCCUCCACAUUAGUCCGAGUUUUAUUUGGUCGGAGGAGUACCAAGUCGAGUUGAUGUCGCGCCAUUUCCAGGCGUUUGACGAGUUGAGAGAAAAAGGGUUUUUUGUUGGCGAGUUUAUCUGGAAUUUUGCCGAUUUUAAAACUGCUCAAACAUACACGCGAGUUGGUGGUAACAAGAAAGGGAUUUUCACGCGGAAUCGCCAACCCAAAUCCAGUGCCCAUCAUUUGAGGAAAAGGUACUGGGCCUUGGCUUGUCAGCUCUACAAUGCCACUUUACCCAAUGAUCUCUAUAACUACGUAGCUAGACCUACUAUACAUGAUGAAUUGUGAUGUGUUCUAAUAAAAAUAUUAAAAAAGUG